Molecule: messenger RNA, 708 nt
Organism: Trematosphaeria pertusa
Lineage: Eukaryota; Fungi; Ascomycota; Dothideomycetes; Pleosporales; Trematosphaeriaceae
Exons: 3
Coding region: 1-708 (235 amino acids)
Cellular component (GO): membrane; endomembrane system
Source: RefSeq, a predicted model, not a curated record
AUGAGCGCAUCUAGGGUUGCUGAGGAGCUGAGCCGGAGGCAUCCGUUACAGCGGCUGGAAUCUCCGUCCAAAGGCUUCUCAGGCGUUGUGCAUAACGACUCGUUCGGGUGGCAUCUACAAUAUCUCACCAUCCUCGGGAUCUCCAUCUCGACCGGAUGUUUCAUCUGUGGCCUCCUCGCCGACAUUACCUCGUCACACAUUCUCUUCACGCUUAAGAACUACCUCGCCCUCGUCGCCGCGCCCAUAGAGAUCGUGAUCAGCAUCCUCUACUGGGGUCUCCGCGCGAUCGACGAAACCCUCGUCAUUCCCCCCGACCUCCCCAAGCCGCCACUAACCGCAGACUUAAACUUCCAUCUCUGGCCAUCCGUCCUCCUCUGCAUAGACACACUGCUGCUCAGCCCACCCUGGCCUACAACUCCAGCCAACCCGCGCGCUUCCCUACUGUCCCUCGUAACUUCUACUGUUAUCGCCUUCCUCUACUGGUUCUGGAUCGAGCUGUGCUACUCACGUAAUGGCUUCUACCCGUACCCUAUUUUCGGCCUACUGGAUACGAAACAGCGUGUGGGUUUGUUUGCUCUGAGCGGCGUCACGAUGUGGGCGGUUGGCGCGGGACUGCGGUGGGUGUAUGUUGCUGUUAACGGAAUGGAAGAGGAGAGGGAUGCGGAGGGGAGGAAAACGAAGAGAAAGAUGACUGGGAAGGCGGAGUAA